AUGCCUCACAAACACAAGAGACGUGAUAAGGAUGAUUCUCAUUUCGAUCUCCCGCCUUCAGUGAUCGCGAAAGCACUGCCUGUCCGCGACCAACAAGCGAAACCGAAACCCGGUCAAAAGUCUCAACACGGUAAAAAGCCUCAGCCAAAGCCCCAGCCGCGAACCCAAACAAAUGCAAAGCCACCAAAAGCUCCUGCAACGUCGCGGCGCAAGAAUGCCACCGAACUCGACACUCCCAAGGCCUUCCAGCGGCUGAUGCAGUACGCCAGCACGGGGAAGCGCCUUUCAGGACUGGACAACGGCGAAAAGAAGCAAGCGAACAAGAAGCGGAAACGUGAAGACUCCGACAGCAAAGAAAAGACAUCCAAGAAGCCCGUCGACGACAAGGCUGCGCCACCAGCGGCCAAGGAGAGCAAAGAUGUCAAGCAACCGAUGCCGAAAAUUCUACCCGGUGAAAGACUGGCAGACUUUGCGGCCCGUGUGGACCGUGAACUUCCAUUGUCUGCGAUGACAAAAUCUAGCUCAGGCGCACCAAAGGUGAAAGAUCACAAAAUGACCAAACAUGAGAAACAUCUUCGCCGUCUACAAGCGGGAUGGCGUGAAGAGGAUGCUAAGAUUAAGGAACGGGAGCAAGCUGAGCGUGAAGAGCGCGAGGCCGAGAUGGAAGAGCAGCUGGAUAUCUUGAAACAGUGGGAUGCGGAGGCACGAGGAGGCAAAGCCAAGAAGAAGGGAAUAGCACCAAAGAAAAAGAAGGGUUCCAACGGAGCCGACGACAGCGGUGAUGAUGACCCUGAUCCUUGGGCAAAGCUGAAGAAACGCGACAAGGAGAGGCAGGCCAAUCCGUUCGAGGUCGCGCAAGCUCCGCCACAAUUGACAAAGCCCAGGGAGAUCUUCAAAGUCCGGGGGGAGCCAUGGUUGAUGUUGCUAAUGUUCCAAAUGCCGUUGGUAGUUUGA
This is a messenger RNA of Penicillium diatomitis, 954 nucleotides long. RefSeq lists its product as uncharacterized. The transcript has 2 exons. The record is from RefSeq and is a predicted model, not a curated record. Bases 1 to 954 code for a protein of 317 amino acids. NCBI's taxonomy places the organism in Eukaryota, Fungi, Ascomycota, Eurotiomycetes, Eurotiales, Aspergillaceae.